CCGAACGCUGCCCAGCUCUGGGUGCCCUUUCUUCUUUAAGCCAGCUGGUCUGGCUUAACAUUGUUUCAUUUACUUCGUUUUUGUCUCUUUUUUUGUUUUUAUUUUUCUUGUUUGAUACAAGGAACUGGCGUCGAGCCACAGCUGGAGCUGUUGGGGUCCUUCCAGGUGAAGACUGAGCAGGAAACACUGUGCCGCCUCCAGGCGUCCGUUCAGGUGUGUGAGCGCAGGAGGACCGCGGGUCGGUGGACGUCACGACAUGCAGGACUGAGCGACAGGUGCCAGACAGAAGUUUAAGAAGUGAAAACAUUAGAGGCAAUUCGAAGAAGAAUAAAGAGGAAGAGUGACGGGAAAGACAGCAAAGAUGGGAAGAAAAAAGAUUCAGAUAGCACGAAUCAUGGAUGAACGGAACAGACACGUGACGUUCACCAAGCGUAAGUUUGGUCUGAUGAAGAAGGCGUACGAGCUGAGCGUGCUCUGUGACUGCGAGAUCGCCCUCAUCAUCUUCAACAGCACCAACAAGCUGUUCCAGUACGCCAGCACCGACAUGGACAAGGUCCUGCUCAAGUACACCGAAUACAACGAGCCGCACGAGAGCAGGACCAACUCGGACAUCGUGGACACGUUGCGUAAGAAGGGUUUAAACGGCUGCGACAGCCCCGACAUCGAGGCUGACGACUCUGCUGGCCAGAGCCCGGAGUCGGACGACAAAUACCGUAAAAUCACGGAGGACAUCGACCUGAUGAUCAGCAGACAGAGGAUCUGUCAGGGUCUGCCUCCCUCCGGCUACGACAUGGGGGUGUCCAUCCCAGGCAGUAACUCCAGCGGGCUGCUGUACCCCCACCAGGCCAUAGGGGGCGCCCUGGGCAACCACGGCCUGCUGCCCAUCUCUCACACGUCCCUGCAGAGGAACAGCAUGUCUCCUCAGAGACCGCCCAGCGCAGGAAACACAGGACUGAUGGCCUCAGAGCUGACCAGUACCGUGGUCUCCAGUGUGGGAAACAGCAGCUUCAGCUGCUCCUCCCCUGAUCUCAUGUCUCCAGGCAGCAUCUCCAAGAACCUGCAGGACAGGAGCCCCCCUCCCCCGAUGAGCAUGAGCCGCAAACCAGACCUGCGAACACUGAUGCCCCCCUCCAACAAGUGCACCAACAUGCCAACCAUUUGUGAGGACUUUGACCUCAUGUUGAACCAGAGAAUUAAUCACUCCCAGUCGGCCCAGACACUGUCCAGCCCUGCAGUCUCCAUCGCCGCUCCAGCUCUCCCAGGUCAGGGCAUGGGCGGGUACCCGUCAGCGCUAUCCUCCUCCUACGGCUCAGAGUUUUCACUCGGGGGUGACCUGUCCUCACUGUCAGGAUUCGGGGGUUCUGGUCUGGGAUCAGUGACAAGUUGGCAGCAGCAACAGAUCCAAAACCUUCAGGAGUCGGCACUUGGACACAUGGGGAACUUAUGUCAGAACUCAAGCCUGAGCCUGAACCUCCCCUUGGCUCACCAGAACCUCCACAUCAAGUGUGAGCCAGAGUCUCCUCCCCAAGACCGGUCCGUCGGGAUGGGCGGGGCCUGCCUCGGAGGAGGCAUGACCGCCGCCGGAUACUCCAUCGCCGGCCGGGGACCGCAUGAAUUGGGCCGUUCCCCUGGUGACAGCGCGUCCAGCUGUGGGAGUUCGUAUGAAGGCAGCGAGGAGCGCGAGGAUCACCAUGGCAACGACAGCUUCCUGCUCCAACCUCUGCAGAGUCAGGAAGAGAGCCCGUCGGUCAAACGAAUGAGGCUAACAGAAGGGUGGGCGACAUGAUGGCUGCCUGCGUGCAGUCAUACAGGAGGAGGGCAGUAAAGUUACCUUCUAGUGUUAUUAUUAUUAUCCUUGAGUGUGUGUGCUAAAUGUAUAAUGGUAACAUGUACAUGAUAGGAAACAGUGAGGUGGACUGUGGGUAAAUCCCUUGCAGGUCAGGAUCAGUUCACACCUGGAAGACAGCGGUUCUGAAGUUUGACUUGUGUGUCUAAAGAAUCUAAUCCGUUUUUUGAGCUUUUCAAAAACAUGAAAACUAAUGAAGGGAAGCAGUUAGUAUGAUAAAGAGCAGACUGGGUUGAAUCUGGAACAUCCAAACCUCAAAAUGAACAGUUCAUUCUUUCCAAUGACAAAUUUGACAGUUUUUCUGAAAACCGGGGAAAAAAAUAAAUAUAAAAAUCCAUCCUCCCUUCAAAACAUUUGUCCCUUGGCACAAAAAUACAUCUGGCAUUUAUGUCUCCUCUAAUCCUGGAUAUUUAGGCUCAAAGCCCCCUGGUGGCUGCAGGGGCUCUCUACAUAUCUGGUUGGUCAGCUCCUGUGGCUGAUCAUUCUAGAUGGGUUAGGGUUAGAGUUAAUGUUUCCUUUAUCAUAUAGUUUGACCAACUCAAAUACAGACUGCCAAAAAAAAAAUAGAACUUUGUUGAUUUCAAAGUUGAUUACAAAGUUUUCAGAUAAGUAGUUGAAUACUGAAGAGUGAACUGGUGUUAGUUCAUUGUUUCUAGAUCUCUAUUUCAGCUGUAAUUUCUCUGUUAAUUUUCUUCUAAAUUUUGACACUCAAGUGAAACUUUAAAAUUGUUCUGGAAGUUCUCUAGAAGCAUUUCUGUGACAGGGUCAUCGUGGAGGGUUCCUCAGAGUACAUGUAUGGCUUGUUCUAAGUGUGUUGAGUUGUGGGGAUAUAAGUUAAUACCACGUAUGUAAACCAACAUGGUAAGAGUGAAGAUGUCUGGUACUCGCAGCAGUGAAGAUACUUGACGUCUCAAGGAUGCCCCGAGGAUGUCUCGAGGCGUCCUCUAGGACGUCUUAAGGACACCUGCGGGCGUGCACGGUCCACAGCUACAUGCCGCGUUGCAGGUUCAACACGCACGCGUGGAAAAAAAGCAGCAGUUAAUCGUGAAUUAACGGAAGUGAAGAGUGCCAAUGAAACCGGGGAAAGAGAGUGCAGGAGGAAGUGAAGGGGAGGGGCUUUGUGACCAAAAGAACUGAUUUGCACUGGUUCUCUUGGCCAGAAGUUGGAAGGGGAAGAGCUGGAGAUGGUCACCGCAGAUGUUUUAGACCAGGGUCAGUAAUUCCAGUCCUGGAGGACUGGUCCCCUGCGGCUUUUAGAAGUUUCCUGUCACGUAGAACCCAUCUAGAACAUGCAGGGGACAUCUUGCACAUGUAGGGGACAUCUAACACAUGUAGGGGACAUCUAGAACCUGCAGGACAGCGGCCCCAGAGGACCGGGACUACUUAGCCCUUUUUUAGGAGGACUGAAAGGAAAUGGAACAGGUUGUGUUGGAAAGAGACUCUUGACAUAAAGAUUUACAUUUUUCUUUGACAGUUUUCAGAGCAACGUGGCGAAAACAAUCCAGACAAACUGAGAAUUUCCCGAAAAACUUAACCUCAAAGUUAACCAGUGAAACUGAACCACCACCAAAUACAUGUUUUUUUUAUGUUCUUCGGUUCUUCCUGUCGAACAUCGAACAGUUCGAGCCAAACUCAAGGAAACCGUCAAAAUGUCAUGAAUUGGACUCCAACGUCCAGCGUGUCAAAUGUGGAUAAAUGUUAAAUUACCGGUACUGCAUUUUCCCUUAAAUGAGUAAAACAUGUAUUUAUUAGCAUUUAAACUACGUUUGUGGCGUGUGAGCAGAUUUACUGAAAUGCCAUUUUAACAAGUAUUUGAUUCUUUCCACAUGGAACCAAAGAUGUUUACUCCAAAAUCUCCAACUCAGUCAAAAUUUUCUAAUUAUUUCCUUCAAAAUUGACAUUUUUCAGUUUCAUUUGUAGAAUUGUUUUCUGUUGAUGAAACGCCUCGGUUGGAGUGAGACACUACAGGCCUUUCCGUCGCCGGAUGGUUGGAGGUGACCACACUUUGUCUUGAGCGUGUUCUUGUCAAGUGAAAGUCACAGCUGCAAAUAUUGGCCAAAUUGAAUCUGUAAUUCCAGAAAUGCUAAUUAAGUCACACAAAUUGACAUUAUCCCUAGUUAAUUGUAAUAUUUCAACGAUGUAUGUGGUUGUUUUACAGUAUUUUUUUGUUCUCAACCUGCGACAGUAAAGCGCUUCAUGCCAUUUUAUGCUUCAAAAAGAUUAAUCUGGUGUAACGACAGCAUUGCAGAUUUAACGCUUAGAAGCAGAAUCCUAAAAACGUUAACAAGACAGAGAAGCUUUGUUGCACGCAAAUGACUCAAGACAAUGUGUUUGUGACACCAAACGGAUGUUUUUGGAUGUGAAGAAUCAGCAUCAGGACGAUCAACGUAAAUAAAUGUUCAAGUUGAGGGAGAUUUGGAGGUUGAAAGAAACUCAACCUGCACCUGAGCGAAGGAUCAGAGCGCCAACAUGGCUGCUCGUUGCUGUUGGCGGUAGUCUGGUCGUUUUACAGCAAUUUAACUUGCUGAACUUCCUCAAACCAAAACCAGAGGUUAAGUUGAGAUGUCAAAAACUUUUGUUUAUCCAGUUGUUUUCUGGAUCUUUUUCCCAAAGCUGGGCGUCGUUUGUGCAGCUGUUAGCAUGUGGCUAAUGGUUGCUAAUUUAACUCAGAUUAGCUUCAUAGCGCAAGAAUAAGUUAUUUAUUACUAUCACGAAGGGGACGUUCAAAGUUUGCAGCUGGAACAGUAAUCAGAUUUGAAAAAUUUAUAAAACAAAUGAGCAAGACAUUACCCACAAGUCAUCUAAAAUAUUAGUAAAAUAGAUAAUUUUUUGCAUAUUUUUGAUAACUCAUCUUUGCUGCUGUGACAGAAACAAUCUCCACAGAUAAAAAAAGACUCAUUUUAAGUAGAGAUGAGAAAUAUGUGUAUGAGACUAACUUAGCUAACACUGCUACAUUAGCCACUAAGCCAGUAGCUAAGUCUGUCAUCUAACUGGCGAACCGGCUGGUCCGUCCUGCUGGUACCAGUAAAGAGUCGGUACCAUGGAGAGUAGAAAGUAGGGGACCUCGGACUUGGACGGUAAAACUGCACGUGAUCAUGGAAAAACAGCCGCCACGUUUGUUCCGUGAUGACCUGCGGCAGCAGGCUGCAAAACGACGUCCACAUUUAGGUUUCAACCGUUGACGAGACUCCAGCGGCUGAGCGUUGUUCAUAUUUGAAUAUUUUGGUUUUAAAAUGUAUAUUUGGAGCUCGAACCCUCAGCCGCCAUCUCCAUGGCAAAGAAACGCCACACGGGCUGAGCCCGAGCGUGUCCGCCUGCCGUGCAGCGUCUGCGUGGGGAAGCGGGAACUCGUCCUCAGACUCCGGGUGGCGGCGGGAGACGAGUCUGAGACAGGAGGGUGGAACUAGGUUAACUCGGUAUGUUAAAAUGAUUGUAUUUAAUUUAAUUUCCACACAGCGACACGAGUGAAUGUCUGUUUACUGGAAACCUGUGCUCGGGGAUGCUCUCUUUGAUUCAAUUUAAAUGUUUAAUUUAAAUGUUCUCAGAGAUCGUUAGCGGCAUAAGCAGGCCUUCUGUCGCCACCUGGAGAUGAAUAAAUCAAGUGCACCUCUGUUUCAUGGACAGAAAUCUCAGAAAUGUGGUAUUUGUAUUUUGCAGAAAUAAUAAAAUCUACAAGCUCUGUG
Molecule: messenger RNA, 5529 nt
Organism: Cololabis saira (Pacific saury)
Lineage: Eukaryota; Metazoa; Chordata; Actinopteri; Beloniformes; Belonidae
Product: myocyte-specific enhancer factor 2C-like
Exons: 12
Coding region: 362-1786 (474 amino acids)
Biological process (GO): positive regulation of transcription by RNA polymerase II
Molecular function (GO): DNA-binding transcription factor activity, RNA polymerase II-specific; RNA polymerase II cis-regulatory region sequence-specific DNA binding; protein dimerization activity
Source: RefSeq, a predicted model, not a curated record